Molecule: messenger RNA, 2235 nt
Organism: Acyrthosiphon pisum (pea aphid)
Lineage: Eukaryota; Metazoa; Arthropoda; Insecta; Hemiptera; Aphididae
Exons: 2
Coding region: 1-2235 (744 amino acids)
Source: RefSeq, a predicted model, not a curated record
AUGCCACAAUCGGCACAGAUUAACGAGCCGCCGACCGUAAGAACUAUUUACUCGCAAGUAAUCGGCAGUCCUGGAACUUUCGACCAGGACACGAAUAUUAACGAGCCGCCGACCGUAAGAACUAUUUACUCGCAAGUAAUCGGCUGUCCUGGAACUUUCGACCAAGACACGAAUGUAAAAAUAUAUUUCGCCCGGCUAAAAAAUUUUUUUGCGGCAAACGGAAUCACGCAAGAAAGUAAGAAGAGGGCAAUUUUGCUAACAUCGAUUUCAGGGGAAGCGCAUAAAACUCUGUUCAGUUUGUGUUUACCAGAGGACCCCGACAAUAAGACUUUCGAGUCAUUAUCGGACAUACUACAAAAACACUAUGAGCCGAAAAAGUCGUAUUUCGCCGCUCGUCACCAGUUUUGCUUAGCUCGUAAGAAUCACGAAGAAAGUGUGUCCCAGUGGGGUGCCCGCGUACGUGAACUCGCUUCGAAAUGCAGUUUCGGGCCAGAGCUGGAGAUAGUAGUGAGGGACAUAUUUGUCGUCGGAAUGGGUUCCGGAAAAAUCCAGGAUCGGUUACUGGAAGAAGACGCGUCAGCAGCAUCAACCACUUUAGGAAAAUUGAUGGAAGUGGCAACCACCAGAGAGGCCAACAUCAACGCAAGCAAAGAGUGGUCGAAGGAAACGUCCGGGGCGUUCCAUUUUACCAAGCAGGAAGGAUUUCUAACACAGACGACACCAAAGCGGACAAGUGGACGGGGCCAAGCCAACGGGAAAGAGAAGUGCCAGGUAUGCGGCCGUUCCAAUCACGACACCGGAUUAUGCAGGUUCAAAAAUUAUUCAUGUAACACAUGCGGGGUGGUGGGUCAUUUGGCACCCAUGUGCAAAAAUAGAGGUACUAAGCACAAGUCGCAAAAUAAGUUUUUGACAGAAAAUGAGCGGCCAGGCGAUCACGAAUCUAGCGUAGAAUUAAUUGAUUCUUUUUUUGCAAUUAACGAUAUUUCCCGAGAUAAGCUUAAAGUAGCUCCGUACCGCGUAAAGUUAAUCAUUGGAGGUAGACCUAUAGCAUUCGAAAUCGAUACCGGUUCGGUGCAUAGUAUUAUUUCCGAGUCGACGUUUAAAGCGCUAAUAGGUCCAAAGGUAAUCGUAACUAACGACGUGGAGUUGUCAGAUUACGUUGCUAAUAGAAUUACACCGAUAGGCAAGGUAGCGCUCACGGUCACGCACAAUGAUAAAACAAUCGGAAUAUGGGUAUAUAUAGUGCCAAACGGAGGACCACCAAUACUAGGUAGGAACGACAUAGCAACGCUCGGUAUUAAAAACGUGUUCGAAUGUAAGUUUACCGGCGCAGAGGAUAGCGUUAAAACAAUUUUAAAAAAGUAUCCUAAUGUAUUCAGCGAAGAGCUAGGGACAUUUAAAGGGUACAAAAUAUCCCUAACAACAAGGCCGGGGACCACGCCGAAAUUCUUUAAACACCGACCAGUCCCCCUAGCGCUAAGAACAAAAGUCGAGGCUGAAAUAGAUCGGUUGUUGGCCAUCAACGCUCUGAUACCGGUCGACCACAGUGAGUGGGCAACUCCUGUAGUUCCAAUUUUGAAAGAGGAUGGUAGCGUCAGAUUAUGCGGAGAUUUUAAAAUAUCCGUAAACCCCGUAUUAGUCAGUACAGAAUAUCCCUUACCAAAAAUCGAACACCUUUACGCCAGAAUAGCGGGAGCGAAGUUUUUCUCAAAAAUAGACUUGAAAGAUGCCUAUCAGCAGUUGGUACUCGACGAUAGUUCACGCGCAUUAACGACAAUAAAUACGAUAAAAGGUUUAUUCAGGUACACGCGCGUUCCAUUUGGACUGAAAUCAUCGGCUAGCGAGUUUCAGAAAGCGAUCGACAGUAUCACAAAAAAGGUUGAGGGGGUCAAGGUAUUCAUUGACGAUAUAAUAGUAUCAGGUAAGACGAUGCCCGAACAUAACAUACGUUUAGAACAACUUCUAAAAGCACUCGGCUCAGCAGGGCUGAGAGUAAGAGAGCGUAAGUGUACCUUUAUGCAGACGGAAGUAGAAUAUUUAGGUCAUAAAAUAGAUGGACAGGGUUUGCAUACAUUAGACAAACACACAAUCGCGAUUAAGGAGGCAGCGGCGCCCCAAGACAGGUCGGAAUUAAAAAGUUUUCUAGGGUUGGUAACAUAUUACACUAAGUUUGUGAAAAAUGCGGCACGGAUACUAAAACUGUUGUACGACCUUUUAAAAACGGGGGCGAAAUGA